This is a messenger RNA of Bicyclus anynana (squinting bush brown), 1223 nucleotides long. RefSeq lists its product as uncharacterized. The record is from RefSeq and is a predicted model, not a curated record. NCBI's taxonomy places the organism in Eukaryota, Metazoa, Arthropoda, Insecta, Lepidoptera, Nymphalidae. Bases 77 to 349 code for a protein of 90 amino acids. The transcript has 2 exons.
UGAUUCUACGUAGCGUAAGUCACUUUAUUUUAUAAGAAUUGUUUUGCCAUAAUUUUUGAUAAAUUCUUAUUGGAAUAUGCCGAAAUACUAUAGAUUUAGAGCAACCUCAACCAGUCGAAAGCCCAAACGAAGUAAUGAUAAAGAAAAAGAAGAUGUAGAAAAAGAUAAAGAUAAACAAGGCAGUUGGCCGGAGUUAACCCUCGCUUGCACGCCAGCGCCCUCGUGGUACUUGCGGCGAACUUCGUGGAGGGAAAGCCCCCGUCUGAUGGGACUGCCGCGCCAACUAGCGUCGAUGCUCCGAACUUCGUUGCAACUGAACAGGCGCGCUAUGUUCGUCUUUAAAAUGUAAAAAGCAUAGACAUCUAAAUCACAAGUCAAUAUGGCGUGUUGCAUUUUAAUUAUUAUUAUUAGAGACCAGUGUCGCCGACAGAGUAGCGCUAUUGUAUAAUACAUAAUGAUUUAAUAAUUUAUUACUACAUAGUGUGAGCCUUUAAGUCGUCACUAUGUCUCUCUGUCUAUCUAGUCUAGAGAGAAAAAGACGAACUUAAAACUCCUCUCUAGUUAUAUGAACAUAGUUGUAAAAUAGCGGUAGCUGGAUUUAAAGUGUAGAGUAAGGAAAAUUUACGCAGUGUGCGAUUUUCUUGUAUUUUUGUCUUUAUAAUAGCUAGCCACUCACCAUCCGAUAUGCCCACAUGCCUGCAGCGCUAACGGCUUGAUGUCCGAUACAACUGAUCGUGUGUUGGUCGCUGGUCGCGAUCGGCAUGACGUCAUGCACAUCGGGACCAAUACACGUUACAACCAUAUGCACACAACUGUCACCCAUACACGCCAUUUCUAUUGGCUUAUGAUUGAGAUUUCUGUUACCAUGAGAGAAUUCUGUACUUAAUAAACAUGCAGAUGUGAGUUUGAAGUAAGCGUAAUUUUCAAGCUAACAAACGGUUAAUUUCGUGACUAUCACAAAAAUAUCAAGUUUAAGACAAUAAAGCAUAAUAAUAUUAGAACUGUUAAAAUUCAGGAUAUUCAUUAUUUUUUUAAAAAUACUAGUUUUUUCUAGUAAAGUACCUAGACGUUUGUUUUGUGUUUCGUCUAUGUUAAUUAUAAUGUUUAUGUAGAAAAAAUUAUAUUGUGUGAUUUAUUUUCGUGUUAGUAAGUAAAUAAUUCAAUCCCCUAAAAUAUAAGAAAACUAUUUUGGAACUAAAUAAAAUAUAUGCCUAAAUGCGAAA